Molecule: messenger RNA, 1651 nt
Organism: Salvelinus sp. IW2-2015
Lineage: Eukaryota; Metazoa; Chordata; Actinopteri; Salmoniformes; Salmonidae
Product: chemokine XC receptor 1
Biological process (GO): positive regulation of cytosolic calcium ion concentration; cell chemotaxis; immune response
Cellular component (GO): membrane; external side of plasma membrane
Molecular function (GO): C-C chemokine binding; C-C chemokine receptor activity
Source: RefSeq, a predicted model, not a curated record
UGCUACACGAUACAGUACACAUAUUUCAACUAGAUAUUAUAUUUGUGCAGCUAGCCUACUGCACRUCUUUUGAUGGCACAGUUACUUUAUCGGUUGGUUGUAAACCUGAUGAGUUAAACGACAGAUGAAAAAUAUUUUUGUUUUUCAUGUAKUGUACGCCUACGUAGAAUGGAAAUACCUUCGGCUGUGCAAUUAUGACUGUAGGAUAUUUCAUGUUUGCCCUCUAAAAAGGUUACACCGGAAACAAACUAUAGGAGGAAUAGAAACCUGAUGCUUUUGUUACCGAGGACUGUUGAGCUACAUCACACCUCAACAGACCUCGUAUCAUUGUGUACAUGGGAACGGGAGGGCAUCAAGCUAAACUGAAAGGACAGGCACAACAGCUUCCAACUUGACCAUGGAAUAUGACGAAAAAAACAUCACUUAUGAUGACGAAUAUACAGACGAGGUCUGUAACAAGGAACGUGUUGUCAAGUUUGGCUCAAUCGCCACCCCUGCCUUCUUCUCUGUGGUGACCAUCCUGAGUCUAGCAGGCAACAUCCUUGUCCUGGUCAUCCUGGCCAAGUACGAGAACCUCAAGUCUCUCACCAACAUCUUCAUUCUCAACUUGGCCCUAUCUGACCUGGUGUUCACCUUUGGUCUGCCCUUCUGGGCAGCCUACCACAUCUGGGGCUGGACCUUUGGCUGGUUCCUCUGCAAGACCGUCACCUUUGUCUUCUACGCAGGCUUCUACAGCAGCGUUUUGUUCCUGACCAUCAUGACGAUCCACCGCUACCUGGCAGUGGUGCAUCCUCUGUCCGACCACGGCUCCCAGAAGGGCUGCUACGGGGUCACGGUCUCGCUCGUCAUCUGGGCGAUCAGUUUUGGUUCGGCCGUCCCCGCUUUGAUUUUCAGCUCUGUCCAAAAGAAUCCCCACAAAGAAGACAAACAUUUGCAUUGUGAAUACAGCGUUCUGCUGUGGAAGAAAGUGAGCACACACCAACAGAACGUCUUCUUCUUGGCUGCUUUUGCAAUUAUGGGUUUCUGCUACGUGAGGAUAUUGAGGACAAUCUUCAAGUCAAGGUCACACACGAGGAAUCGAACCAUGAACCUGAUCUUCAGUAUAGUGGCAGUAUUUUUCCUUGGCUGGGCGCCUUACAAUGUGGUGAUCUUUCUGAGGUUGUUAACUGACUACUCCGUAGCACCUUUCAACGAUUGUGAGGUCAGCGUGAAGCUCGACUAUGCGUUCUACGUGUGUCGACUCAUUGCUUUCUCCCACUGCUGUCUCAACCCUGUCUUCUACGCAUUUGUUGGGAUCAAGUUCAGAAAUCACUUGAAGGUUGUUCUGCAGAAACUUUGCUGGCGCCAAAGCACCAUAGAUUCACAACAGAUUAGAGUGACUAAUGUUCCCUCAAGGGAAUCAAUGUAUUAGUCUGGCUCUUGAAGUGUCAGAGCACCAUGGACUGAGCAGACUUCCGUCCAACCAUGAUCAAUUGUAAAUUUCCCUUUUUGCUUUUUCAAUACAUUAAGAGUGUUACUUUUUAUCUUUUAUUUCCAUUACUUUUUAUCAUUGUCAUUUUGUCUUGUUCUUUUCAUUCUUUUGUUAAUCCCACUAUUGGUAUUUUAACAAGGGUUAAAAUACUGUGUCUUAUGAAUGAGUAUAACGUAUCAA